Molecule: messenger RNA, 1765 nt
Organism: Microbotryum saponariae
Lineage: Eukaryota; Fungi; Basidiomycota; Microbotryomycetes; Microbotryales; Microbotryaceae
Source: the annotation of a GenBank genome assembly
AUGCACACCAUCACCUGGCUCAUAGUGACCCUCGGUCUAUCGACUUCGACUUUUGGCCGUCUCAAUCAUAGUCAUUCCCGCCUCAACAAGCGCCACCACCACGAGCUCGCCGCUCGAGCCCCUUUCCCUGCCUUGUCUCUCGGCGACUCUGACCCGUCGGCCGACCACCUCGACAAGCGCGGCGACUACAGUCUCGACAGCGUCGGUGCUGCUCUCAAGCUGUCUUUUAGUGACGUUGCGACGUACUCGGCUCCUGCAUCGCAAGCCGUCCCUGCCCAAGCCGCCUCUCUCUUUGCCGGACCGACCGCCGAGGAGCUCGCCUCGGCCAAAGCGGCCAAAGCGCUCAAAGAGAAGAAGGCCGCCGCCAAAGCUCGUCAUGAAGCAGCUUCAAAAGCAUUCGCGGCCAGGGUCAAGUCUGCCGAGAAUGCUAGAGCCAAGAAGGCCGCGCUGAUCAAGUCCAAGGCCGAGGCGUAAGUCACGUGACCCUUGCUCCCCUCGUCGUUUCAUCGCUUGGACCUUUACAACCCUUGUACUCGACCGCAUCUCUAAUUAUGUGAUCUCUAUUUGACUGCAAUAGUGCCGAGAAGAAGGCAGAAGAAGAAGCCGCUGCUGCCAAGGCCAAGAAGUGAGUCUGACGGAUAGAAAUUUCGUGCUCGAUGUGCUAGACCACUAACGACUCUGUGCGCAUUUUCCUUGGUCAGAGUUGCCGCCAAAAAGGCCUCAGAGACGGCCGCAGAGAAGGCCGCAAAGAAGGCCGCAAAGGAAGCCGCAAAGAAAGCCGCUGAAGUGAAGGCUGCUGCUGAAAUCGCCGCCAAGAAGAAGCCUGCCGCCAAGAAGAAGACCGCGUCGGUGCAAACAAAGUACGUUGCGAGCGCACUCGUGUUGCUAUCCUGUCAUCAAUCGCUGACGCUGACGCUGCCUCCUCGUCUUGAUUCAUCGCAUGGCCCUGCCGCCUUUUCAGGCUCAGCGUAGUGAGCGAUGAUGGCGGUGACAGUUCAUCAUCAGCGUCCACUGGCAAGGGUCUCAUCGGUUUUGUCUCGGAGAACUGCGGACCAUCCGGCGCCACCGAAGAAUUCCCGAACGGCUCCGAAAGCUUCUUGAACUGCGGUAUCAGCAAAAGCAACCCUGAUUCGGGAUGGACACCUCCCAAGGGCAUUCGGUUGGACCACAUCGCCACUGUCAGCAUCGAAGAGGCGCUCGCCAAGAACCCCAUCUGGGCCCCCUGCGCCAAAUUCACCGAGCUGUUCGAAAAGGUCGCCGAGAAAACGAAUUUGCCGCCCAUUCUGUUGAUGGCUCUUGCUCUCCAAGAGGUGGGUUUUGCUUGGGUCCGUAACCAGGAAGGAGGGCCUCCUCGAGAGUGGAGUUAUUAAACUGACCGACCGCGUCUCUUUCUACGCAGUCGACGUGCAUGGAGGAUACGAUUGGCGAUAGCGGCGGUGCCUUUGGCUUGAUGCAGAUCACCGAAACCAAGUGUGGUGGUCGAAACGCAAAAGACUGCUCCGCACCAGAGUACAACGUCUUGACGGGCGCGCAAUACUUGCGCGACGAGAUCGAUCGCCAAAACGGCGCCUUCCUCGUCGCUCUUGGUCAAUAUAACGGCUGGUACCCCGGUUUGAGCUACAACAUAGCUAUAGCACCUGCAAAAGAGGGUCAUUGCGAGUGGCAGCAGAACUUGGAUUACUUUGAACAAGUUCUAAACGGUUGGCUCCUCGGUAGGACCGGCUACACGAUGGGUUCCAUGAAGAAUCUGGCCAACUGCCAUUGA